Aspergillus terreus NIH2624 is the source of this 693-nucleotide messenger RNA. RefSeq lists its product as uncharacterized. Bases 1 to 693 code for a protein of 230 amino acids. The record is from RefSeq and is a predicted model, not a curated record. Lineage: Eukaryota; Fungi; Ascomycota; Eurotiomycetes; Eurotiales; Aspergillaceae. The transcript has 4 exons.
AUGGAUGUGUCUACUGGUCUGGUGGUUGUGACGUCCUUUCAAGUUAAAGAAACUAUCAACAACCUCAAGCGCACAAAGAUGUGGAACGAAAUCGCAUCAGUGGCAAGACCAGCAAUCCGAAACACCCAGACGAUCCGAUCACAGUCACUGGGCCGUCCCAUCGUCCCAGCUCUCGUCGCCCAGCAAAGAAGCUUUCGGUCAAUCCCCAGCCUGAACAAGACCAAGCAGCAAGCGAAAGAGGAAGACCACUUCCACGACCGAACAAUUCUAGACCCGCAACGAUCCGAAGUGUCGAAGACUGGCACGGACGAGGAGGUCGCCGGCCAUCAGUCGGCCUUUGAUCCCAGCAAACCGGCUCCCGAGAGUUCGCUCGAGGCUGCGGAGCAAGAGUCCAAGCAGGAAGGGAAGAUCAGCAAUCCCCUGAACGUUAGUCCGGCGAACAAAGAUGUGAGCCACGCACGGGAUCCACAGGAGGGAGGCCCCGACCACAAUGCCGAGAAGUCCGGGCCGAGUUCGAGGGGGUGGACGAGGAAGCAUCAUCUGUUGUGCUGUUUGAGCUCGGAAUACUCUCUGUCUGCUCCCGAUGACGUCCGUCAUUUGGGGUACAUGUCUGCUGCAUUGAAAUGCUCUAACGGCGAAUUGCUAUGGAACAACUAUGUAUGGUAUUCACGUGGGCUACAUAAUGGAAUAUGA